AGAAGAAUACGCCGUGGAAGGUCUGGCGCACCUGACGUUAAACAGCCAAGGCGACUCAUCGCAAGCUGGGAGGGAAGAGUCUGUGGCCACGUUCAAAGGGAACGAGUUCUUCUGCUACGACCUGUCUCUGACGCCGAUCCAGAGCAGCACUGACGAGAUCACGCUGUCCUUCGCGCACGCUGCAGCGCAACGGUCUCAUGCUGCACACGGGCAAGUCCGCGGACUACGUCAACCUGUCCCUGAAGAGCGGCGCCGUCUGGCUGGUCAUCAACCUGGGCUCGGGCGCCUUCGAGGCCCUCGUAGAGCCUGUCAACGGCAAGUUCAACGACAACGCCUGGCACGACGUCCGCGUCACACGCAACCUGCGGCAGCACGCAGGCAUUGGACACGCUAUGGUGACCAUCUCGGUGGACGGCAUCCUGACCACCACUGGGUACACCCAGGAGGACUACACCAUGCUGGGCUCCGACGACUUCUUCUACAUCGGCGGGAGCCCCAACACGGCCGACCUGCCCGGGUCACCUGUCAGCAACAACUUCAUGGGCUGCCUCAAAGACGUGGUCUACAAGAACAACGACUUCAAGCUAGAGCUCUCCCGUCUGGCCAUCGAUCGCGACCCCAAGAUUAGUCUCCAUGGCGACUUGGUGUUCCGCUGCGAGGACGUGGCAGCGCUGGACCCGGUCACCUUCGAGACGCCCGAGUCGUACAUCGCCCUGCCCAAGUGGGACACCAAGAAGACGGGCUCCAUCUCCUUCGACUUCCGCACCACCGAGCCGAGCGGCCUGCUGCUCUUCAGCCACGGAAGGGUUCCGAACCCCAAAGAGCAGCGCGUGGGCCGGGACCUGAAGGCCGACUACUUCGCCAUGGAGCUGCUGGACGGCUACCUGUACCUGCUCAUGGACAUGGGUUCGGGCAGCAUCAAGCUCAAGGCCAGCAACAAGAAGGUCAACGACGGAGAGUGGUGCCAUGUGGACUUCCAAAGGGAGGGACGCAAAGGCUCCAUCUCUGUGAACAGCCGCACGAUGCCCUUCAACUCCAACGAGGGCAGCGACUUCCUGGACCUGGACGGGGACAUGUACCUGGGCGGGCUGCCCGAGACGCGGCAGGACAUGGUGCUGCCGCCGGAGGUGUGGACUGCGCUGCUCAGCCUCGGCUACGUGGGCUGCGUGCGCGACCUCUUCAUCGACGGCAAGAGCCGUGACGUGCGGCGGCUGGCGGAGAUCCAGAGCGUGGCGGGCGUCAGCAGCUUCUGCACCCGCGAGCUCCAGAAGCGCUGCAGCAGCGCCCCCUGUGCCAACGCCGGGAUCUGCAAGGAGGGCUGGAACCGCUACGUGUGCGACUGCACCGGCACCGGCUACCUCGGGCCCAACUGCGACAUCGAGGCGACGGUGCUGAGCUAUGACGGCAGCAUGUACCUGAAGAUCAUCAUGCCGCGCACGCUGCACACGGAGGCGGAAGACGUGGCGCUGCGCUUCAUGUCCCAGCGCGCCUACGGCUUGCUCAUGGCCACCACCUCCAAGGAGUCCGCCGACACUCUCCGCCUCGAGCUGGACGGCGGCCGCGUCAAGCUCACCGUCAACCUAGAUUGUAUCAGGAUAGACUGUAAUCUAAGUAAAGGGCCAGAGAUGCUGUAUGCCGGUCAGAAGCUCAAUGACAACGAGUGGCACAUGGUGAAAGUAACCAGGAGAGGCAAGAACCUGCAGCUCACAGUGGACAACAUCACAACUGAAGGUCAGAUGACGGGCGCGCACACGCGGCUGGAGUUCCACAACAUCGAGACGGGCAUCAUGACGGAGCGGCGCUUCAUCUCCGUGGUGCCGUCCAACUUCAUCGGGCACCUGCAGGGCCUGACGCUCAAUGGUGCCCCCUACCUGGACCAGUGCAAAAACGGCGACAUCUCGCACUGCGAGCUCAACGCCCGCUUCGGCAUGCGCCACAUCAUCGCUGACCCGGUCAUAUUCCGGAGCAAAGGCAGCUACCUGGCGCUAGCCACGCUGCAGGCGUACGCCUCCAUGCACCUCUUCUUCCAGUUCAAGACCACCACGGCCGACGGCCUUCUGCUCUUCAACAGCGGCGAUGGCAGCGACUUCAUCGUAGUGGAGCUCGUCAAAGGGUACAUCCACUACGUGUUUAACCUGGGCAACGGGCCAUCUCUGAUGAAGGGCAACUCGGACAAGCCGCUGAACGACAACCAGUGGCACAAUGUGGUGGUCUCCCGGGACAGCAACAACGUCCACACGCUCAAGAUCGACUCACGCACCGUCACCCAGCACUCCAAUGGAGCCCGCAACCUGGACCUCAAAGGAGAGCUGUACAUCGGUGGCGUGGCGAAGAGCAUGUAUGCUGGUCUGCCCAAGCUGAUUGCGUCCCGCGACGGUUACCAGGGCUGCCUGGCGUCAGUGGACCUGAAUGGCCGGCUCCCCGACCUCAUCGCAGAUGCCCUCCACAGGGUGGGCCAGGUGGAACGAGGCUGCGACGGACCCAGCACCACCUGCACGGAGGACUCCUGCUCGAAUCAGGGGGUGUGUCUGCAACAGUGGGAGGGCUUUUCCUGCGACUGCACCAUGACGUCCUAUGGAGGCACAUACUGCAGUGACCCUGGGACGACCUACAUCUUCGGCAGGGGAGGAGCCCUCAUCACGUACACCUGGCCACCCAACGACCGGCCGAGCACCAGGGCGGACCGGCUGGCCGUGGGCUUCAGCACGCAGCUCAAGGACGCCGUGCUGGUCAGGGUGGAGAGCGCGCAGGGACUCGGGGACUACCUGGAGGUCCACAUACCCUCUCCCUCUCUCCUCAUCCCUCUCUCUCCGUCCCUCCUCUCAGGUCGUCAGCUGACCAUCUUUAACAGCCAGGCGUUCAUAAAGAUCGGUGGUGGUGAGAAGGGCCGUCACUUCCAGGGUCAGGUGUCGGGACUCUACUACAACGGCCUGCAGGUGCUGAAGCUGGCGGCCGAGGGCAACCCUAACGUCCAGGUGCAGGGCAACCUGCGUCUGGUGGGCGACGUGCCCUCGGUGCUGGCCACCGACACCACAGCCACCACGCCACUCGCCGACAUGUCCACCACCAUCAUGGAGACCACCACCACCAUGGCAACCACCACCACCGCAAGCAUGCGCUCGCCAACCAUACGGGACAGUGUCACACAGAACACAGACGACCUGUUUGUCGCCUCAGCGGAAUGUCCAAGUGAUGACGAGGACCUUGAGGAGUGUGAGCCGGGAAAUGGAGGUGAACUAGUGUUGCCCAUUAUAACAGUGGACUCCCUCGACCCCCCCUCCAUCGCCACGCGCUUCCCUGUCCUUCCCCCGCCCCCCACCUACCGCCCCUUCCUCACACUGCUUGAGACCACUAAAGAGUCUCUGACCCUGCCUAACGGGGCGCGGCCGCCCUGCCCGCUGGACCAGGAGGACUGCGACGAGCCCGCGGAGGUGUCGGCCUACGGCUCGGGCGAGAUGACCGAGUCGGACGACGAGGACUAUAACAAAAACUCGCCCCUCGUCACCGACCGCACCAUCCUCCCGCCUCCUCCUCCGGCGGUGGCGGCCGAAGGGGGCGUCCAGCUGAGCCCCCGCGACCGCCACUUCUCCCGCGCCCCGCCCCUGCCCCCUAGCAACAGCAACAACAACCCCCCCGACCCACCACACCAUCACCGCCCCCCUUUCUCCUCCACCCCCACCGCCAACCCUGAGCAGCUGGGCCCGCGCGUCAAGCCUGGCGGCCCUGCGGGCAAGAUGAACACCCGCGGCCAGGUGCUCCUGCCCCCUGUAGCCCCGGGGUCGACCGACCCCGACCGCCCCCUCGGCGUCACGCACCCACCCAACUUCCCUCGUGUUCCCACUACAGAUCCAUCCUCGCCGGACCGGGGCCCGCCCGGCGCCGUGGAGGUGAUCCGAGAGUCCAGCAGCACCACGGGCAUGGUGGUGGGCAUCGUCGCCGCAGCAGCCCUCUGUAUCCUCAUCCUCCUCUACGCCAUGUACAAGUACCGCAACCGCGACGAGGGCUCCUACCAGGUGGACCAGAGCCGCAACUACAUCAGCAACUCGGCCACGCAGAGCAACGGCACGCUGGUCAAGGAGAAGCAGCCAGGCACGGCCAAAACCACCACCAAAAACAAGAAGAACAAGGACAAGGAGUACUACGUCUGAGGACCAGACUCUGGAGAGGGGGAGAAACAGAGAGAGAGAGACAAGGAGAAGAGAGAAGGAGAGAGAGGGAGAGACAAGGAGAGAGAGAGAGAGAGAGAAGUGGAUUGGCUUCAUCAUUGUCACUUCCGAUCACAUAUUCACUUGAUUUACAUGUUUAUUAAGUGUUGUCUACAAGCUUUCCUAAUGAUAGGGAACUAGCCUCCCUCCCAUUCACAUCUCAGUACUGAUGCUAAGGCAGGAUGCUAAUCAGAAUGGGAACCCAUAACACAGCCCUUAUGGUCAUGGGUUCGUAAAGUCUCAGCUAACACAGAGAAAAGCAAAGAUGCCGCCAAACAUAUUGUUAUAAUACCUGUAUAUGUGCCAAUAGCCGUAACGUGUUCCUGCAGUUCCAGUAUAAGACCGCAGGGGGCACUGUCACAGCAUUUACUAGCCACUAAAGUGAUUCAUCCAACUGAGGGAGAUGUUCAAAGAAAAAAGCUAGAAUCCAUUAGGUGAUUUAGUCUGAAGACAUGAAAGGAACGAAUCAUAAUGACAGAUUCUGGGUUUAGGAUAGAGAAUUAAAUCACCAAAUUUUGAGUCCAAUUAGUGCUGAAGGCAUUAGCAGGAGGUAACAACCACGGCUAAAUCUCAUCACGUAAAAUACUGCCAGUAUAGCUCUGUGUCAAAUACGCCAGCCACUCUGAUCAAAGUAUUCAGAAUCGAACCGCCUCUCAGAGAAACUUGCUCUCUCUCUCUCUCUCUCUCUCUCUCUUGCUCUCUCUUUCCUCCUGUCCUUCCCUCACUCCCUCGUUCAUUUCCACCUGUCCUCUCUCUCCCCCUUCUUCUGCUCACCUGCUCUCGCUCUCUCCUCGUGAGUGGUGCCCAGCGGAGGGGUCAAAGGUCAAGCAUGUAGUGUUCAUAGCUGAAAAAGAGACACAAACUGUUUUUACUCUGGGGGAAACACAUACUCAGAAUGGGAAAAAACAAACAAACAAAACAACAACAACAACAAAUAAGCAAACAUGCAACAGAGACAGCGAGAAUCACCACGACAACUAGCAACACAGGAGAGCUGAAGUGAUGGAUGCCGCAUCCUCAGCUGUCUCCGAACAGCCAAACUGCUCCUGAUCGUCUUUUUUCGUUUUGAAUCAGCUGAUUAUGAGUCAUGUGGUGGGACUUGGACUUAGCCGUCCACGCAAUCUCUGAGACCAGAAGAGAAGAAAAAUAAAAAAAUAAAAAAUGAAAAAAAUAGUAAUACCUAAAGCCGCAAAUGACUCAGUUCUAUAUGAAUAUAUAUGUACAGACAGUGACCGCAAGGACUGAUGGGGACCUAUAUAGAGGAAUGACAGAGAUGCUCGACAAACAGAGCCAUGAAAAGUUGGACUUAAUAUUGUUCCGGAAAAGCUUGUCCAGUCAUCUCCCUCCCCUCACACCCUCUCCAGUUGGGACAACCUGUCAACGUGUGUGUGUGUGUGUGUGUGUGUGUGUGGGCGUGCCUGCGUGUGUAUUUGUGUGUGUUGGGGUGAACGCAACCUUUCAGCUUGAGGACUGCAAGGACAACCAGGAUACUCGUGUCUAUUGGUUGGUUGAUUUCCGUUCCAACGUUUGUUUGUUUUUUAUUUCCCAUUCCAAGCUCUCGUUUCUCCAUUUGCGUUGUGUUUUUUGUUGGCGUCCCUGAGGGAGACUGGUGCUGUGCUUCAGCUGAGAGUGAGACAGAGACUCCGCCUGCCUUUGGCAUCUCAAGAUGGCCGACGCCCAAUCUCUCACCAACCUCCGCCACAGUGGACAGCAACGCAGGGACAAACUGCUGGACACUUUCAGUGGAAAGAACCAAGCAGACACACAGACACACACACACACACACACACACACACACACACACACACGGAUUCAUACACUCACUUAUAUACACACAUGGAUGCUGCACACAAAGCCACGUGUGCAUCUGCUGACAGAAAUGCUGGUUCUUUUGCUGUUGCUGCUGUUCAAGUGAACUCUAGUAUUGCGAUUUUCUCGACUCUAUUAAAAGAACUAAACUGUAUCAUGAAAAGAAAAGAAAAACCUUAAAAAAAAAGUUUGUGAAAUGUCUAAAUAUUUGAAUCAUCCCAUCACUGAGAAAAAAAGAGAAGUGUUUUCCCUAUGAACAUCCCUGUUUGGAGUUUAAAAAAAAUAUAUAUACAGAAAUGGCUAAUUCUGGGAAACAGCAAACUUUAUAUUUCCUUCUUUUUUAAUUGUCCUCCUUUUUUCCUCAUCUGUGUUCACUGUAAUCAUCUGGUUUGCAAAUACUAAGACCCAGAGGUGAGUCCCCCCCCCCCCCCCCCCCAUGAACAGUUUUCUAUUUUCCGUUCCACAUUUACGCCGAUCCAGGCUUGUCUCCACUUAUGUAACCAUGGUGACCGGCCUCCCACGGGUCAUUUCCUCCCCCACUUCCUGAACCCUUUUCCUUCUGUUCUCCUGUUGCUCUUCUGUUCUCCCUGCCGGAGUCGGAGCUUUGAGCUUUCUCUAGUUGCCCACUCCUGCCCUAAGACGAUGUCUCUCCCUAUCGACUAGACCUGUGUCCUCCCCUUCUCUCUCCCUCUCUCUCUACCUCUCAUUUAGUUUGUCUCUGCAUUUCUUUUUUAAGUUUCCCAUCAUGCCCACGCCACCCCCCCCCCCCUCCGACCCGCCCCCCUCCCCCCCCCAGCAAACAUGCUUCUCCCAGUAACUUCCUGUUCUUUCUAAAUGUUAUUGUAAAGUGUUCAGUGAAUUGAAUCUAAAUAUGUGUACAUUAUCAGAGGGGAAUACAAUUGGUUAUAUACUUCUUA
This is a messenger RNA of Alosa sapidissima (American shad), 6931 nucleotides long. RefSeq names its product neurexin-3-like. Lineage: Eukaryota; Metazoa; Chordata; Actinopteri; Clupeiformes; Clupeidae. The record is from RefSeq and is a predicted model, not a curated record.